Aspergillus homomorphus CBS 101889 is the source of this 4479-nucleotide messenger RNA. Its product is annotated as pleiotropic drug resistance family ABC transporter. The record is from RefSeq and is a predicted model, not a curated record. Lineage: Eukaryota; Fungi; Ascomycota; Eurotiomycetes; Eurotiales; Aspergillaceae. Gene Ontology annotation, biological process: transmembrane transport. Gene Ontology annotation, cellular component: membrane. The transcript has 5 exons. Bases 1 to 4479 code for a protein of 1492 amino acids. Gene Ontology annotation, molecular function: ABC-type transporter activity; ATP binding; ATP hydrolysis activity.
AUGCAACCAGUACCCCCUGCUCCUUUCGGAGCGGCCGCAGUGUCCGCUACUCUGGGUGCGGGGAUGGAAAACUCGUUUCGUGUCACUGAAUCAGUCGAAGAGAGGGAAGAGAGCGAACAAUCUACCAGCCAAGAGUCAGAAAAGGCGAUCGCACACAAAGAUGAAGAGAGGAUAGCCUCCUUGGCAAGAAGUCUCUCGCACCUGUCCGAGAAGAGCAACAUCGGCGAGGGCACGAAUACCUUUUCCCAAGAGCCCAGCGAUCCUCAGCUGAAUCCAAACUCGGAUCAAUUCGACGCCCGCAAAUGGACCCGGAACCUGCUCCAGAUUACGUCCCGCGACCCAGACAGAUACCCUCGUCGCACUGCAGGCGUCUCUUUUCGUAAUUUGAAUGCUUUUGGCUACGGGACCGCAGCGGACUACCAGGCAAAUGUAGCCAAUAUGUGGCUGAAAGCUUUCGGCUGGAUGAGGGGCGUGCUGGGUCACCGAAACAAGGUCCGGAUCGAUAUCCUCCGCAACUUUGAAGGACUUGUACGCAGUGGCGAGAUGCUCGUGGUGCUUGGUCGACCUGGAAGUGGCUGCUCGACCUUCCUCAAAACGAUCGCCGGAGAAACACAUGGGUUGUGGCUUGACGAAGGAACCGACAUUCAAUACCAAGGCAUCUCCUGGGACGAAAUGCACAGUCGUUUCCGUGGAGAAGUGAUCUACCAGGCCGAAACAGAGAUACACUUUCCGCAACUCACCGUCGGCGAUACUCUACACUUCGCGGCCCAUGCUCGAGCCCCAACCAAUCGAUUCCCGGGCGUCACGCGCGAACAAUAUGCAACCCAUAUGCGAGACGUAGUCAUGGCAAUGCUGGGGUUGAGCCACACAGUGAACACGCAAAUUGGCAAUGAGUAUAUUCGUGGAGUAUCAGGAGGUGAAAGAAAACGAGUUAGUAUAGCUGAAACGAUGCUAUGCGGCAGUCCGUUGCAAUGCUGGGAUAAUAGUACACGAGGCCUGGACUCUUCUACAGCUUUGGAAUUCGUCCGACGGCUACGGCUCUCCACUGAUUACACCGGGUCAACAGCUAUCGUGGCCAUCUAUCAAGCUAGCCAGGCGAUCUAUGAUGUCUUUGAUAAGGUGACUGUUCUCUAUGAGGGUCGCCAGAUUUAUUUCGGUCAUGCAGACGAUGCUAAACGGUUCUUUGUGGAAAUGGGAUUUGAUUGUCCUGAUAGACAAACCACAGCAGACUUUCUUACCUCAUUGACCAGUCCUACAGAGCGAAAAGCCCGUGCGGGAUUCGAGCAUCUGGUGCCCCGGACACCGGAUGAAUUCGCCUCCCGGUGGAAAGAGAGUACGGAAAGAAAGCAACUUCUUGCGGAAAUCGAGGCUUUCCAGGAUGAAUUCCCUCUGGGAGGAGACAAAUUCGAGGAGUUCUCGCGGUCCCGCGCAGCCGAAAAGGCAAAAGGCACAAGAGCCAAGUCACCUUACACCCUAUCCUACCCCAUGCAGAUCCGCCUAUGCCUUCGACGUGGUGUCCAGCGCCUUAAGGGAGACAUGGCCAUGACUCUCACCACGAUUAUUGGCAAUAGCAUCAUGGCAUUAGUCGUCGCCAGUGUUUUCUACAAUUUGGACAAGACUACCAAUAGCUUUUUCCAGCGUGGCGCCCUCCUCUUCUUUGCCAUCCUCCUCAACGCUUUUGCAAGCGCCUUAGAGAUCUUAACCUUAUGGCAGCAACGCCCAAUUGUGGAGAAGCAUGAUAAAUAUGCACUGUACCACCCGUCUGCGGAAGCGAUCAGUUCCAUGAUUGUGGAUUUGCCGGCGAAACUACUAGUCUCAGUGAUAUUUAACAUCAUCCUCUAUUUCAUGUCAAACUUACGCCGCACAGCGGGACAUUUCUUCGUGUUCUACCUCUUCUCUGUGACUACAACGCUCACCAUGUCCAACAUCUUUCGCUGGACCGGCGCCAUCUCGCGUUCCAUGGCCCAGGCAAUGGUUCCAUCGUCCAUCUUUAUGAUGAUCCUUGUCAUCUACACAGGAUUCACUAUCCCAGUGCGAGACAUGCAUCCCUGGUUCCGAUGGCUAAAUUACCUGAACCCGAUCGGCUAUGCUUUCGAAAGUCUGAUGAUCAACGAAUUCAGUGACCGUCAGUUUCCCUGCGCGUUCUACGUGCCUUCGUACGACAAUGCACCACUGAGCUCCAAAGUCUGCAGUGUAAACGGCGCGAUCGCCGGUCAAGAUUACGUUGAUGGGGACCGUUUCAUCAACGUUACGUAUCAAUAUUAUCGCUCGCACCUGUGGCGCAACUACGGCAUUCUUUGGGCAUUUUUACUGUUUUCCCUAGCCUGCUACGUCGUCAGUAGCGAACUGGUCCGCGCCAAACCUUCCAAGGGUGAGAUUCUCGUCUUCCCUAGAGGUAAAAUGCCCGCUUUCCUUCAAAAGAAACAAUCGAACACUAGCAAAGAUGUGGAAAGCCGCCCUCCAAUGGCCGAAGAGCGGCGGGUAGCCGGAGGAGCGGUUGCUGAUGAUCCCGAAGAACAUACCGCGGCGAUUGUUAAACAAACCUCGAUCUUCCAGUGGCAAGAUGUCUGUUACAGUGUCAAGAUAAAAGGCCAGAGCCGAACCAUCUUGGAUCAUGUUGACGGAUGGGUCCGACCGGGCACGCUGACGGCUCUGAUGGGCGUGACAGGCGCCGGGAAGACGUCUCUGCUAGAUGUGCUCGCUAACCGCGUGACCAUGGGCGUGGUAACGGGCGAAAUGUUGGUCGACGGACGCAUGCGUAAUAACUCCUUCGCCCGAAAGACGGGCUAUGUUCAGCAGCAGGACUUACACCUGGAAACGAGUACCGUGCGCGAAGCCCUGAUCUUCAGCGCCAUGCUCCGUCAACCGGCCAGUACCCCGCGCGCGGAGAAGAUUGCCUACGUAGAGGAAGUGAUCAAGAUGCUGAACAUGGAAGCGUACGCGGAAGCAGUAGUCGGGGUCCUGGGCGAGGGCUUGAACGUCGAACAGCGGAAAAGACUGACAAUUGGCGUAGAGAUUGCCGCCAAACCAGAUCUUCUUCUCUUCUUUGAUGAGCCCACCUCAGGUCUCGACAGUCAGACGGCCUGGUCCAUUUGCUCUCUGAUGCGCAAGCUUGCCGACCACGGCCAAGCCAUCUUGUGUACCAUCCAUCAACCGUCCGCAAUUCUCAUGCAAGAGUUUGAUCGCCUCCUUUUUCUGGCAAAGGGCGGACGCACAGUUUACUUUGGCGAGUUAGGUCCAAACAUGGAGACCCUGAUCAAGUACUUCGAGCACAAAGGGUCUGCAAAGUGUUCUCCAAAUGCCAACCCGGCCGAAUGGAUGCUCGAGGUUAUCGGUGCCGCCCCAGGAUCUCAUACAGACAAGGACUGGGCCGAAGUGUGGAAUGAUAGCCCCGAGCGGACGCAGGUGCGUCAGGAAUUGGGGCGAUUGAAGGAAGAGCUUUUGCAGCGACCACCACCUCCGCAAGUGACUGGGUACGGCGAGUUCGCGAUGCCGCUCUGGGCGCAAUUCGUCCUGUGCUUGAGACGUAUGUUUCAACAAUACUGGCGCAGUCCAUCGUACAUCUACUCCAAGGCCGCCAUGUGCAUUAUUCCUCCUAUUUUCAUCGGCUUCACCUUCUGGCGCGAACCCACCAGCAUCCAGGGCAUGCAGAACCAGAUGUUCGCAAUCUUCAUGCUCCUCAUCAUCUUCCCCAGCCUCGUGCAGCAGAUGAUGCCGUACUUCGUGAGUCAGCGGUCGCUGUACGAGGUGCGCGAGCGCCCGUCCAAGGCCUACUCAUGGAAAGCGUUCAUGCUGGCUAGCAUCCUCGUCGAGUUACCCUGGAACAUCCUCAUGGCUGUACCCGCCUACUUCUCGUGGUAUUACCCGAUCGGCUUCUACCGCCAUGUCCCAGCAGGCACGGUGACGGAGCGCGGCGGCACCAUGUUUCUGCUGAUCCUGGUCUUCAUGAUGUUCACCUCCACCUUCAGCUCCAUGGUCAUCGCCGGGAUCGAGCAGCCCGAGACCGGCAGCAACGUCGCGCAGCUAUUGUUUUCCUUCUGUCUGAUCUUCAACGGCGUCCUCGCCUCCCCAACCGCCCUCCCACGUUUCUGGAUCUUCAUGUACCGCGUCUCCCCCUUUACCUACCUCGUCUCCGCAGUCCUUACCGUCGGCAUCGCUGGGGCAGACGUGAACUGCUCCGACAUCGAGCUCCUUCACAUCCCACCGCCGGAGAACCAAACCUGCAGCAAGUACCUGUCUCCCUGGGUCGAAGCGACGCAGGCCCGCCUCCUCAACCCCACCGACACGACCGACUGCCGCGUCUGCGCGUACUCGACGACGGACCAGUUCCUGGCCGGGCUGAGCAUGUCCUUUGGCGACCGGUGGCGCAACAUUGGCCUGUUAUUCGUGUACGUGGUGUUCAAUGCGGCGGCCGCUGUGUUCCUGUACUGGCUGAUCCGGGUGCCGAAGCGGUGGGGGAAGAAGGUUAAGCAGGAGUGA